AUGAUUGAGACGAUUUUUAGGAAUGCUGUCACGGGGUAUCUUGAAAAACGGCUUCUCUUAGCACUGCUCGAUUUUUCUCGACACCAGCGAGCGGCUCGGGGUUUAAUUGCGGUAAUCUAUACAAAAUAAUUUAAUAUUUUUGCUUUUUUCAGAUCUUUCUUCUGAACAGCGCGAACUUCGAGAUUCUGUUCGAAAAAUUCACGGCGGAUGAGAUCAUCCCAGUAGCGGCCAAAUACGACAAAUCCAUGGAGUAUCCAUGGGACAUUGUGAAAAAAGCUCACCAGCUCGGCUAUGUUACUGCCGCCAUUCCAGAAGAAUAUGGUAUGAGAAUUAUGUUUUUUGAACAAAAUAACCUUUUUGGCUUCAGGCGGGCUGGGUCUGGACAUGGUUUCCACCGUUCUGAUCAGUGAGGAAAUUGCCUACGGUUGUUCCGGAAUAGGAACUGCGCUUUUGGCCAACGACUUGGCUAUGACUCCGCUCAUCUUGUGCGCUAACGAUGACGUCAAAAAAAGAUUUCUGAGCAGAAUGUGCGAAGAACCUUUAGUAGCAGUCAGUUUUUACUUUUUCUAGAACCGUAAAACCGUUUCUAAACAAUUCCGCUUAUUUCAAUUAAACAAAUAAGGAAAGAAACUUUCACAGGCUUAUGGUGUCACUGAACCGGGAGCUGGUUCUGAUGUCGCUGGAAUCAAAACGAAAUGCGAAAAGAAAGGAGAUGAAUACAUUAUCAAUGGAUCUAAGAUGUGGAUAACCAAUGGCGGUCCAGCUAAUUGGUUAGUUCUUUUUUCUCAAAUCCAUUCAUCUUUCCUUUUCUGCAGUUCUCAAAAACAUAAAGCUGAAAAUAAAUUUUCUUUCCUAUCGGCCAGAUUAUUUUUCAAAAUGAUCGAACCGAACAAAUCGCGAAAAUGUGAUGUGAAGAAUUUUUUGAAAAUUUUCAAAAGAUUCUAGAAAUCGCAAAGUUGAAUUUCUACAUCAUUGACAAACUUCAGAUGAAAAUUCAAUAUGGUGCUAAAAUGUUUACAUUUUACAGGUAUUUCGUAUUGGCUCGAUCGGAUCCGGAUCCAAAGGCACCAUCUGGAAAGGCGUUUACGGCCUUCGCUGUAGAAGGAGACACACCCGGAAUCACUCGAGGAAAAAAGGUUACUCAAUAAUUUUGCGCAGUUCUUCGCAAUUUCGAUAGAAAUAAAAAAUGAAAAGUAAUCUAUUCAAUUUGGAUAAUUUUAUCAAUCGACUCUCAGUAAAAGCUUAUUAAAAAUUUCCAGAUAAAUGGAAAGAUUUUGGAACUCACAAGAAAAGCAGAAUAAUUUUUUAAUUUACGUUCUUCUAUAAAAAAUGGGAAAAGCACAAUGUUUCAAUUUAACAAGGGACAGCAAUUUUUGGUCAUUUUCCGUUAUUAUGCCUGAAUAUCUCUUUAACUUUCAGGAAAUCAACAUGGGUCAACGUUGUUCAGACACUCGUGGCAUCACGUUUGAAGACGUCAGAGUUUCGGCAAAAAAUGUUGUCGGCGCUCCCGGAGAAGGCUUCAAAGUGGAAUUAAGAGUAUCUUCUUUUUCGAAAAAUCAUGUUUAGGUUGCCAUGAAAACAUUCGACAAAACUCGACCUCUGGUCGCGGCGCUGGCUACGGGACUCUCGUUCAGAUGUCUCGACACGGCCACUUCCUAUUCCUUAGAACGAAAAGCCUUUGGAACUCACAUUGCUAACGUGAGAUUCAUCUUGAGACGUAGAAAUGAAUGAAAUUGGACAAAUGUAGGAAAUUGAUGAAUUAACGUGCAGUUUCGAAAAAAGACGCCUCAAAGUGCGCCCGAGCGUAAAAAAUUCUCCUUUUGCAUCAAAUGGAAAAUAUCUACUGUUUUUCAGAACAUAAAGUCUCGUCCGUAGCAAAGAUACAAAAAGCGCUUUUUUUUGUUAUGACUAUUAACUUUACCGUUCUGUCGGAUUUUUAAAUUGCGAAAAAAAAAUACGCACAUUCAUAGAGUUUCAAAAAAGUUGAACUCCCUAUAAGGAGGUUGUGAGAAAAAUCAGUUUUCGUAACAUUUAAAAAAAUUUCAAAUUUAUCUAAGUUUAAAAAAAAUUAGAAAAAGUCAUUUUUGGGAAAGUCAACAUUUACCUCAACUCAACUCGAAAAAGCCAUGUUUUAAUUUUGAAUUUUCAGUUCCAAGGCGUCUCUUUUAUUCUUGCCGAAAUGGCUAUCAAUGCCGAAUUGGCACGCAUGAUGACUUACAAGAGCGCACUUGAGGUUUCAAGCUUAAAACUUCUUCAGAAGCUUAUUUGCCACAGGUUGACAUAGGAAGACCUGGCUCGUAUUACGCUUCAAUUGCGAAACUCUUCGCAAGCGAUUCUGUAAAUGCAGCCGCUACCAACUGCGUCCAGGUUCAGUAUCAUUUUUUAUUUAAUUUUGUUUGGUCUUUUAGGUGUUUGGAGGCGCUGGAUUCAACACUGAGUACCCUGGCGAAAAAUUGAUGCGUGACGCUAAAAUCUUCCAAAUCUACGAAGGAACAUCACAGGUUAUUUUGUACUAAGGUCCGCUUCUUGACCUUCUUAUUCAGAUUCAAAGAAUGGUCAUUGCUCGUCAACUUUUGGCACGUGUAAAACAAAACGGAUACUAUUGA
Caenorhabditis auriculariae is the source of this 2606-nucleotide messenger RNA. The record is from the annotation of a GenBank genome assembly. Lineage: Eukaryota; Metazoa; Nematoda; Chromadorea; Rhabditida; Rhabditidae.